Messenger RNA from Triplophysa dalaica, 1732 nucleotides. It is a transcript of the gene ucp1, whose product is annotated as uncoupling protein 1. Gene Ontology annotation, molecular function: oxidative phosphorylation uncoupler activity. The transcript is spliced from 7 exons. NCBI's taxonomy places the organism in Eukaryota, Metazoa, Chordata, Actinopteri, Cypriniformes, Nemacheilidae. Gene Ontology annotation, biological process: mitochondrial transmembrane transport; adaptive thermogenesis; response to cold. Gene Ontology annotation, cellular component: mitochondrial membrane. The coding region runs from base 135 to 1064 and encodes 309 amino acids. The record is from RefSeq and is a predicted model, not a curated record.
AAAAAAGGAAAACAGUCCGUGAUAGCGAUAUAUAAAGAAGGACAGUAUGACUGCUGCUCUCUCUACAACUUGAGAAUUCACGCUAAGAGCCCUGUCAUACCAUCAGACAGAGAAAUCCAUCCGCAGCUGUCGGUAUGGUGGGUCUAAAGCCAUCUGAUGUUCCACCUCCUCUUGGAGUAAAAGUUCUGAGUGCAGGAACAGCCGCCUGCAUUGCUGAUUUAGUCACGUUUCCUCUGGACACAGCUAAAGUUCGCCUGCAGAUCCAGGGAGAGAAAGUCACGACAGGAGCAGCUAAGGGCAUCCGGUACAGGGGCGUGUUUGGGACCAUCAGUACCAUGGUGCGAACGGAGGGGCCACGCUCGCUCUACAACGGAUUAAUAGCUGGACUACAGAGACAGAUGGCUUUUGCCUCUAUACGAAUCGGCUUGUACGACAGCGUUAAGAGCUUCUACACAAGGGGCAAAGACAACCCCAAUGUGGGCAUCAGGAUCUUAGCUGGCUGCACCACAGGGGCCAUGGCCGUUUCCAUUGCGCAGCCCACUGACGUGGUGAAGGUGCGUUUCCAGGCCCAGAAAAACCUGCAGGGUGUGGGACGUCGCUACAACGGAACCAUGAAAGCUUACAGACAAAUAUUCCAGCAGGAGGGUCUUAGAGGGUUGUGGAAAGGAACACUACCCAACAUCACAAGAAACGCCCUGGUCAACAGCACAGAACUCGUGUCCUAUGACCUCAUCAAGGAAGCAAUUCUUAGACACAAACUAAUGUCGGACAAUCUGCCAUGCCAUUUCACAUCUGCGUUUGGAGCCGGUUUCAUCACGACAGUGAUCGCGUCCCCGGUCGAUGUGGUAAAGACUCGAUACAUGAACUCUCCUCCUGGUCAAUACAAAAGCUCAAUCAAUUGUGCCUGGACUAUGAUGACUAAAGAGGGUCCCACUGCCUUUUACAAAGGGUUCGUUCCCUCUUUCCUGAGGUUGGGCUCCUGGAACGUGGUGAUGUUUGUAUCGUUCGAGCAACUCAAGAGAGCCAUGAUGAUGUCCAGAAACAGGAUCGAGGCGGCCACAUAGAUGUUUAAAUCAGAAAUCCCACUUUUAAACCCAAAGACUUGUAACCUCUCUAGAUGACUGGAGUGGAAUUUGACUUCUAAGUAUUUCAUUCAGAUUUGGAAGUUUAAUAGCCAACACAACAAGGAUGCUGAUAACUAGCCUAUUUUUUCAGAGCAUUUUUUAUGUAAAUGUAUUCCUUAUUCUGAAAACCACUUUAAUAUAAGAACUAAUUCUUUAAACGCACAAAUUUACAUAUAUCCUCUGUUCCUGAUGUUAAUGUACAUAAUGUUCAUGUAAUAUUUAUGUUUCCUCUUUUUUUUUAUUAAUCCGUUCUACAGAGCUGUUUACUGCACCAUUUAUUUGUUAUUCCCUGACAUGACUAUGACCUAGGAAGUGAGACCGUCUCAAUUCUGGAAACCAGAACCGCAUACACAUGUAAAACAAGUUUAGUCAACUUUAUUGUGAAUAUGGAAUGUUAAAAUGUUGUGUGUGUACAACAUUGAGAUUUUAUUUUUCUCUAUAAAAUCUAAACAUUAUGAAAUGCUUGCUUUCAUAUUGACAGCUCUUGCAAAUUUGCGAUAUUAUUUUGGGACUAUUAUGUGCUGUCUAAAUGAGAUCUUAAAUGAGAUGGUUUGUUCUCCUUGCCCAAGUAUAUACAGCGGGUAAAAUAAAUAUUGAACAACACGUCA